AUGUCUUUAACACUUGAAAAUCUUCCACCAGAAUUAUUUCGAUAUAUUCUUACUUAUCUCUCUCCAGAAGAAACAUCUGCUCUAGCACAAACAAGUCAUCAAAUGAACAGAGUUACUCGUGAUGAUAAAAUAUGGCAGCAAUAUUUUUUAACAAGGUAUACAUAUACAGUUUGUAAACCACAAUAUUCUAAUGAAGAAUAUCUAUCUGAUUCUGUUCUGAAAUUAACUAAACCUCCUAAUGAUUGUACAUGGCAAGAGUAUUUUAUACAAAGAUCAUUUCAAGAUCAACACAUCCGAUCGCUUCUAAAUGAAAUCAUGUCAAAACGAAAAAAUCGAAUUCAUAAUGCUAAACUUAUCGUUUCAACAUAUGGUCUUCUAGCUAUAGAUAUUCUCAAACGUUAUCUUCCAUCAUUUAGAAAUACAUCAACAUCAUUAUCACUUGAUUCACGUAAUCUAACUCGAGAAUAUUAUUCAUUGGAGUUAACUCGACUGAUAUCUCGAGAAAUCGGAUUACAGCUUCUUGAUGAGAUGGCGAAUCGAACAGAUAUGCAUACAGAAGGAAAAGCAUUAAUUAAUGGUUUAUUUGUUGUUCAAUGUUUUCAUCCAUAUGGUAUUUUUCUUUCAUUAAAACGUCUUCAUUCAAUUGGUAAACGUCUUGUUGAUGAUCCUGCAUUUCCAAGUCUUACUGUAAAUGAAAAAUGUCAAUUAAUUUUAUCAACAAUGAAAGCUGAAAAUUUUUGUGCUGCAAAUAACGGUGAAGGAUAUUAUAAUUUAGAAAAUUCUUUUCUUUUCUCAACAUUCAACGGUAAACCAACAAUUCCUUUAACACUUGUUUCAAUCUUUUGUGCAUUGGCUGAAGAAUGUGGUUUAAUAGCUCGACCACUUAGUUUUCCCGGUGAAGUUAUGGCACAAGUAGAUCAAUCAUCAAUUUCACAAAAUACUUCUGAAAAUUUAUCACCAUUGAUAAUUAGCGUUUUUGAUAGUAAAAUUCUAUCUCUGGAUGAAAUGAAUGAUCGCUUAGUUAAUAUUCUUGAUAGACCUUUAACUCAUCCAUUACCUAUCACACCAAUUACUGAAUUUGUUAUUCGAUCUGCUCGAAAUAUGGUUAAUAGUAUUACACAAGGCUCAACAUCAUUAUUAAAUUCAUAUGGCUUAUAUGCUGCCUUAGCAGUACUUAAAAUUUUAGGAGAUGGUCCACUGCCAUUUACUUCUAAUUCGAUGCUGAAUGUUUUAAAAGAACAUUUUCCUAUGGAUUUACAUUUUUUUCAAAGACUUUACUCUAACCUAACAAUCAUGAAUGAAAGUCUUCAACAAAUACAAGAUCAAGAUUUAAAUCCUUUACCAAUCGAAGAAAAACGACGAAAUAAUGAAUCUUGUCCAAAAUUUUAUAUUGGGCAAAUUUUUCAACAUUUAUUAUAUAAUUAUUGGGGUGUUAUUUGUGGAUGGGAUUUAACAUGUAUGGCUUCAUCAUUAUGGCAAACCAAUAUGGGUAUAUCAAAUUUAACACGUGGAGCAACACAACCAUUUUAUCAUAUUUUAGCAGAUGAUUUUUCUCAACGAUAUGUAGCUGAAGAUAAUAUCGAUACAUUAGCAUUUGCUUCCAUAGAGAAUGAAGAACAAAAGAAUUUAAUUGUACAAAAAUUAUGUUCAGCAGAUGAAAUUGGUAAACAAUUUGAACGUAUAGAUAUGAUAAAGGGAACAUUUAUUCCUAAUAUUGAACUUAGAAAUGAAUAUCCGGAUAAUUUUGUUUGA
Messenger RNA from Adineta steineri, 1752 nucleotides. The record is from the annotation of a GenBank genome assembly. Lineage: Eukaryota; Metazoa; Rotifera; Eurotatoria; Adinetida; Adinetidae.